This is a messenger RNA of Pelobates cultripes (western spadefoot toad), 9408 nucleotides long. NCBI's taxonomy places the organism in Eukaryota, Metazoa, Chordata, Amphibia, Anura, Pelobatidae. The record is from the annotation of a GenBank genome assembly.
AUGUCUGAACCCGAGGAGCAACACAAUGACUUGCUGUAGGUUUAUAUAAAAAUAGUUUGCUUUUUGUAUAACUAAAGUAAUAAUAUUGCUACACAAUAAGUUACUUCAUAGCUAAAUACAAUUAAAGGACCACUAGAGGCACCCAGACCACUUCAGCUCAAUGAAAUGGUCUGGGUGCCAGGUCCCUCUAGUUUUAACCCUGCAGCUGAAAACAUAGCAGUUUCAGAGAACCUGCUAUGUUUCACUGAGGGUUAAACCAGCCUCUAGUGGCUGUCUCACUGACAACCGCUAGAGGCCCUUCCGCGAUUGUCACUGUGAAAGUCAUAGUGAGAAGAUGCUUGAAGUCCAUAGGAAAGCAUUGGGUAAUGCUUUCCUAUGGGCGGUUUGAACGCGCACGCGGCUCUUGCCGCGCAUACGCAUUUGGACCUGACAUCGGCAGGGGGUGGAGAGUUCCCCAGCACCGAGGGAGCCUGGCGCUGGAGAAAGGUAAGUGGCUGAAGGGGUUUUAACCACUUCAGCCCAGCGGGAGGGGGGCCCUGAGAGUGGGGGGGACCUAAUGACGAGUUUGUUUUCCUUGCACUAUAGUGGUCCUUUAAUUUGAAUGACAGUGUCAUCGUCUUGAGCAGGUCAGGUAAGAGACUUAUGCCAGGGUUAACGUUUGGUUGUUUAUCGGAGACUUUAGACAUACACACAAUUGGUAUACUUAGCAAGGCAAAGAGGGAGGUAAGUAAAGAAUGGAGAACAGAAAAGAGAGUUAGGCAAAUGGUAGCAGGAAAAUCUAUAAGCGGAAUUAUAGAUGAGAUUGAAAGAGAACCUAUAAACAGAAUUAUAGGUAAGUAGGUAGUAGGUGAAGUAAUAGAAAUAUAGGUUUAGGCAAUAUGCCCCAGGCAGGUUGUUAUCAAGAAAUAAUUAGAUAGUAGCAAAUACCUGUAGCAGAAAGUAUAGGAUAUAUAAAAAAACAAGCAAAUCAGUACAGAACGGAAAGGUUUCAAAUUUGCAAGUAAAAUAGAAAUUUAAUGAAUCAGCCCCCUUUUGGAAGGAGCACUGAUAAAGCAGGUAAAUUACGCUUUGCAGUAUUGGUUAGUAUCGUAGUUCAGGUUGGUAUCAAAGCAGGUUGGUUGCGUAGAUCAGGUUGGUAUGAAGCAGGUUGGUAUCAUAAAGCAGGUUGAUGGUGUAGUUCAGGUUGGUAUGAAGCAGGUUGGUAACAAAGGUUGGUUUGUAGAGUAGUUCAGGGGAAUAUAAAGAAGCUGGGUAGCAAAGAAGGUUUGUUGUGUAGAUCAGCUUGGAAUAAAGUAGCUUGGUAGUGUAAAUAAGGAUGGCAUUCAACAGGAUGGUAAUAAAGUACGUAAGUUCACAGGAGCCAGGAAUAGAAGUCUUUUCAGGUUAACCAUCAACUUCGUAUUGAGCAGGGUGUAGCCUUUUGUAGGAUAAGUAAUUAGCCGAGGAUGGUGAGGUAGAGGGAUGGAACGUUCAGACCUAGUGGUUAGGGAGGCCACUAGUGGCAAAACAUAGUUACUGCUGGUACAAACUUGAAUGAAAGUUCUGAAUAAAGUUCUGAAUUAAGGGUUUGGAUCCUGACAGACAGCCAGUAACAAAAUGAGUGUGUGACUGUGUGAAUGCCUCCAAAUCUACAGUUUAAAAUUACUGGGGGAUACUUUAAAAAGUUGGUUUUCAAUUCAAUGUCCAGUGUCCACUACUUUUAUUAUAAACCUAGACAUUAUAACCUAGUCACUUGCUGGUCGCUAUCAGAGAUAUGUUUAUUAUGGUGCAACGGAUCACCUGGCACCCCGACUGGGCACUUCCAUUGAAAGACGCUUCCUAGCUGACGCUGAGGACCAUAAGCACCGCACUGGACACCACAACCACCGCAGUCUCCACAACCACCGUAGCUUAACUGGAGUCUCGCCGUCUUCCUUCCACCCUGGAUCAACCUCUGUCCUCCAGGACCGUGUGGGAAAGACAUCUCCUCAAUAAGAGCAUCAGGAACAGCUCUUAAAAUAGCUAAGUGAUUAGAGUUUAGGGGAGUAUACAAAGUAUAGCAAUACCCAGUGUGAAUAUAGCAGUUCUACAAUAACGAGACAAGGCUAUGUAUUGAGGGUGAAGCAGAACAGAGUGAACUGGGGGUUUAUUGUCUCUUUUAUACAAGUUUUCCCACAAGGUUACCACCCAUGUGGACCUUGUGGAGCCAGGACACAAAGUUACAAAGCCAAUCAAAACACUCUUGUACAGUUAGGCACUCCCAGAUAAUGUACACAAACCCUCCCCUCUGCCUGUGAUACAACUACCAGACACAAUGGACUAACUCAAUUACCCACAGGCAGAAAACACACAUUUUUCACAAAACACAGAAAACACCCCAAAACAUCACAUAUCCCCACAAAUACAUACAUCCCUGGAUAGCCUUGGUCUGGGUGAACAACAUAUCCAGAAAUCACCCAGAUCAGAGCAGGGGUUCAAAAGUUUUGUGGAAGUCAUAUUUGACCAACCGCAAGCAUGGUUUUCAUGCCCAAAACAGUUCCACAGAUUUAGGCUGUGAGGCCGGUCUAUCUUCUCCUCUAUCCUGGAGAUAAUUGGCUUAAGUGGUAACUUAAUUAUCUCCAGGUACAGGAAAUAUCUCUAAGUCAAAAACUGUUACAAAAACCACAUAAAAAUACAUAACUCUUAUAAUACAAUGUUUAACCUAUAUGUCCGACAUAUCGCCAGAUAGCUUGGAUCUGACCGCUCAAUAUGUCCAAUGUUAAAAGUGUCCUAUAGUACAAGGAAGGGUGGGGUCAGACAAUAGCAAGGGCUAAUGGGAGAUUGAGGAGGUCUGGCAGUGUCAAUGGGACAACGCCCUGCUGGAGAAACAAUAGGACAGGAAAAAGAGGGAGGGGAAGAGGCACAUUUUCCCAUGGAAGUCACUUUUUAACAUGUAUUUUUGCAGGGCCCAUUGUCUUUGGGCAAAAGGCUGGCCAUUAGUCCUCUCCAAAAACCAGUGGCGAAGGUUAGUUCGUCACAUACGGUAAUGCUAAUUUACUAACUAAAAAAACUACUCUCCAUUCGUUCCACUUUGGUGGAAUUUGAUUGGCAUAGCUACAAUGUAUUAUAAUUAAUCAUUCAGGUUUUACCCUACAGAUGACUGAUUUUAACACCCCUGAGGUGAUAUCCAAUAGUCUCUAUUGGAUAUCCCAUAUUUCUCUAAAACAACUGUAGAUUUUGAUAAACGCUUUCAACAACGCUAAAAGAUAUGGAGGUGAAAGAUCAACCUUAGUAUUUAAAUACCAUGGAAAUUUCAUACUGAUUUGAAGGAUAUUCAAAUUAACAGACAAAACAAAUUAAACUUCACAAAUACAAGAUGUUGCAUAAAUUUAAAUAAUAUGUUUUAAGGAAACAUCAUUCCAUUGUUAACCUGAUAAAAAUGUCAAACUUCAUUUAGAUGGUUUCAUAUUGUGCCUGAAACUUAGCAUUGGGUUAAAAUUAAUCUGUUCCUGUUUUUUUCCCCUUAGUAUAUUGGAGGAACUCAAAGUCCUGUACUCUGAGACUGACACUUAUGAAGUGCAAGAACUCUUGGGCAGUGGCACCUUUGGGCAGGUUGUAAAGUGUGUUAAAAAAGGAACCAGUGAGAAUGUGGCCAUCAAAAUGUUAAAGAACCACAAAUAUGUUGCUGAAGAUGCACAAGAAGAGAUAAAAAUCCUGACCCAGCUGAACAAGGAACGCCCAGAUGAAUUCAAUGUCAUUAAAGCCCAUGAGUUCUUCCUGUACAACAAUAUCAUCUGCCUUGUGUUUGAGAUGCUACAUAUGAGUCUCUUUGACUACAUGGAAUCCAUUGGUGGCUCGUUUCCUGUGAGAAUGAUCCGCCCUAUCGUGGCACAGGUGGGCAUUGCACUGGCAAAGCUCAAGAGUCUUGGAAUAAUCCAUACAGACUUGAAGCCAGACAACAUCAUGCUGGUGGACAAUAUCACACACCCAUUAAAGGUCAAGGUGAUAGACUUUGGCUGUGCAUUACAUGUGUCCGAGGCUCGGUGUUCGAGUUAUAUACAAGCAAGAUGUUAUAGGUAAGCUUAAAUGAGAUUGUUAGUGCAUUGAUAUUCUUUACUUUUAUGAAAUUAAUAUAAAGAAUAAUGUUAAAGGGACACUAUAGUCACUACAACUACUACAGCUUAUUAUAGUUGUUCUGGUGUCUAUAGCCUGUUCCAGCAGGGGUUUUGCUGUAAACACUACCUUUUUAGGAAUACAAGAUUGUGCUCCUGACCCUAUAGUGUUCGUUUAAUCAGAUCACAUAAUUUUUUUUUCAGUUUUUAUGAAAUAUUUAGUGACAUUAGUGAUUUAUCUGUUUUUAUGAAAUGUUUAGUGGCAUUAUUAAACCAGUUUAUGGCUUCUGGAGGAGUUUAUCAGCCAACUAUGUCUACACACAGUGCUCUUACAGAGGGCAUGUUUUAUACCCAGUUUCCACAAGUGACAUGUCCUAACCUUAUAUCUCCCCUUUUUGUAAAUUGCAGGUCUCCAGAAAUUAUAUUGGCAUAUCCAUUCGGUGAGGCUAUUGACAUGUGGUCUUUGGGAUGCAUCAUGGCAGAGCUGUUCACAGGAUAUGUUUUAUAUCCCGGAGCAUCUGAGUAUGAUCAGGUGAGUGAAAAUCCAAUACAUAUUUAUGUCUAAUUGUAUGUUAAGGUCUCAAUCAGAAUCCAGACUGAAUUCACAUAGAAAGGCAUUGUGUAGCUGAUUUAUUUGAUUGUAUAGACAGGAGUCAAAUUGCAAUGUAAAAUAAAAUGGUCAUUUUCAUUUUAAAUUAAAUAGAUGUUUUCACUAAACAAGGAAUUGUAGUGACUUAAAGAUAUACAAUUGCUAAAAUUAAAAAAAUCUAUAUAGGUGAGCUGUGUCUUUAAAGGACCACUAUAGUGCCAGGAAAACAUACUCGUUUUCCUGGCACUAUAGUGCCCUGAGGGUGCCCCUACCCUCAGGGUCCCACUCCCGCCGGGCUGGAUGGCAAGGAAAGGGGUUAAACUUACCUUUUUUCCAGCGCCGGGCGGGGAGCUCUCCUCCUCCUCUCCGCCUCCAAUCCUCCUCUUCGACUGAAUGCGCAUGCGCGGCAGGAGCCUGGCGGGCAUUCAGCCAGUCUCAUAGGAAAGCAUUCAUAAUGUUUUCCUAUGGACGCUGGCGUCUUCUCACUGUGAUUUUCACGGUGAGAAGCACGCAAGCGCCUCUAGCGGCUGUCAAUGAGACAGCCACUAGAGGCUUCAGAGGCUGGAUUAACCUUUUUAUAAACAUAGCAGUUUCUCUGAAACUGCUAUAUUUAUAAAAAAAAAAAGGGUUAAUCCUAGAGGGACCUGGCACCCAGACCACUUCAUUAAGCUGAAGUGGUCUGGGUGCCUAGAGUGGUCCUUUAAGACAAAAUUAUUUUAAAGUGCAACAAGUGAUUUAAUGUGCAAAAGUGUGAUUUGCAUUACAGUGCAUGAAAUUUCUUAACACAUAUAUUGGGCACAUAUGUGCAAAACUGUGAUAAAAAUACACAAAACACUCACAUAAAAAUGCAUAUGCUGGUCAUCUCCAUGUAUCAUAAAAAAGGAGGAAAAGAAAUACAAAUGGUGUAAAUCUAUAUAACCAAAAGCCAAAUAUAAUAGAUAAAAUACACACUCACAAAUGUAGAGCAGAAGAGCCUGCUCUGACUAUGACAGCUCCAAAUAUUCCAUCCCUGGGUAAAAAAUGGCUAAAACAGUCGAUCCACAUCACAGAUUGAUUGCACAGAAUACCAUUUAGCAGCUUUAUCCAGAAUUCCCCCUUCAUACAAUGUAGCAGGUUCCAAGAGUAAAAAGCUGGCUUCUUUCACCAAGGUAACUGAGUGUGCCGCAAUCAAAAGACUUCCCGGGUGCGGAGUUGCAAGUCUGCAGGCGUGCAAUGUGUACUAAUUUACGUUCGUGCGUGGUCGAGCGUGAUGACAUCCAUAUGCAAAUAAUUUUAAAAAACUCUUUUAAAUAUACAACCUGAACUGCAGCAUUGUAUAAAGGGGGGAUUCUGGAUAAAGCUGCUACAUGGUAUUCUGCUAUAAAAAACACAGAGUGUCCCACAAAGGGACUGUGGUGUGUACAAGCAAACCUAGACAGGAGGUAACCCUAAAUUUUAAUCAUAGAGAGAAAGUGUAUGUCCAAGGGACAGAGUCAUAGUGGGCACACAGAAAUGGUUCCUUUUUGGAUAAACUUCAUAAAACAUAUAAUGAAGUAAAUUGUAUUACUAAACUGCAAGGGAGACAUAUAACACAAUUAAAAAGAGCUAUAAAGAGAUAUAAACUCUAUACUGGACCACCCAGGAGGAAAAAGUAAUACCAAGGAAAAGGUAAGGGACAGGAUACGUUAUCAAUUGAGUACUGAAAGCAGUGUACAUAAAUUAAAUCAAAGCUCCUAUUCCCAACUAAUAUGGUGGAUAUUUUCCUAUAGAUAAAACCUGCCCUGGCGAAACGCGCGUUGGUUUCACUAUUUAGCACAGCACGAUUUUUCAGCAUGUAGCACUAUUAUGAUUUUCAAGCACUUAUUUAGUGGGGGAAUAAGAAUUAUAAAAGUAACCUCUUGAGCAUGAUCUCUGGGAAGCAAUAGCAAGUAAGACCUUCAUCUACUUAGCAGUAUCUUUCAAGCAACUAGCAUCGUAGACACAGACAGUGUAUGCAGGAGUCUCAGAGUUUUGUCUUAAAGACACAGCGCACCUAUAUAGAUUUCUUGUAUUUAUUGUGUGUUCUUAUGAGCUGUUACACUAUUUAGGGUGCUUUUUUCACUAAUAUUUUGUCACGUGCUAUAAAUUUAAUUAGAGGACAAUUAUUAUUAGCGCCUUUAUAUCCACUUGUUCCUUUUUCGUAUUUUAAUUGCUAAAGUUAGGCAAAAGUCCAAACUUGACUAGAUAUAGUUUCCCCCAUUACCCCACCCAUGCGCAGCAAGUAAGGGCUAUUUAACUAAAUAGGAGACCCAGUGUUCCCCUCCAGCCUCCAACUGAAUGUGGGGCACAGUGCUUCCCCAGCCACCACGCAUUGGUGGUAGGUAGGGACCCUAAAUAAUAAUGGAGGUACCUAUUGUCACCACCAGCCCCAAUUCAUUGGUGGCGGGUGGGAGCCCUAAAUAAUAAUGGGAGGGUAAUAAGUGUGUGGGAACCCUAAAUAAUACAAUGAUGGCUGGACCUAUUGUCCUCCCUAUCAGAGUGCUCUGACAGAUAAAUCUUGAGACUUUCUGUUAGUCUCAAGAUGUACCUGUAAGUGAACUCUGAUUAAAUGGCUUAAGUCAACCAAUCAAGGUGAUCUGAGGCAAAUUGCACAAAAAGCUUUAUAAAAUUGGUCCUAACUGGGUAAAGAUGUAUUUUUUUUCCCUCCAAGUAUUUUUUUCUGAGUGUUUUUUUUUGCGAUUUGUUUAUUUUUCAUUUUUUUUCCCUUCAUAUUAAUAUUUCAACGCGACUUUAUGAAUUUUUAUCUGGCCUGUUUGUGGUUGGAAAAAAAAGACAUCUAAUGGUAAGUAUUAUUUUUUUAUUUUCCACAUAUUAAGUUCAUUGCUCCCUCCCCCUAACUAUGAUUAGGUUGAGGUGGUUAGGUAAAAUAUUUUGUUAUUGGGGGUUAACCUGGAGCUUGGGUCCCGUGAUCACAGGGAUAGUGGAAUUAUUACUUAGUAAUUAUUUACUAUUAGACCAAAUUUGCAGUCAAUGGGUGGGGGCUGGGAUGGAUCAAUAGCUCCACCCUCCAUUUUUAUUGCGUAAUCUAAAUUAAUGUCUGAAAUUCUACUGAAAAGAAAUUAACAAACGGACUAAAUGCAAUUUGGACUAAACAAAAUGUUUUGAAAAUUUAGGCAGCACUCAAGUCUACUUAAUAUUACUGUUUUUGUUUGUAUAGUUCAGACAGAAGAGAAGCUGGAGAUUAUGGAUAAGUUACAGUUUUAAUGUGGGUACAUUAAAUUUUAUGUCCGCUUUCUUUCUCCCUGCAGAUCCGCUACAUCUCUGAGACCCAGGGUUUGCCCGAUGAAUACAUGCUCAACAGGGCAAAAAAGACCCAUCUGUUCUUUAAAAGACACAGACAUUACCAGCAUUCACCAUGGAGAUUGAAGGUGAGACCUUAUAUAUCAACCAUAUGUAUAUAAAAUUAAAUACAGGACAAAAGGUUCUGCAAGUCCUACAAUAUUAUGACAGUCCAAGCACAUGAUUUACCAUGGAGUGGUUAAAUCGACAUUCCAAGAUUCCUAGUUUGUUUAUCUUAUUAAAGUGAAGUUUUACACACUAAUAUUCAGUAAUUUGGAAGUGUAGAUGUGAUAAAUCAUAGAUAACUGUUCCUUUGUAAAGAGUUUUAACUAGUAACCCCCUUUAUCCGUCAGCUUUGCAGCCAAUUAAAAAAUAAAUUAUCACCACUAAAUGGUAAUAAUAAAAAAAAGACCAAACUAUUCAGACUCAGGACAGCUAAUGGAUAAGUUAAUGGCAAGAAAUGUUUAUUGGUUCCAUCCUUACAUUAUCAGGAAACUCAUUGGGACACUGGAAAAUGCUACAGUGAAUGAGUUUCUCCUUCUAGAAACUAAUGGAGAAUCUUUUUGUUUUCCUCUAGUCUAAAGACCGCUACGAACGUGAGACUGGUAUUAAGCCAAUAGAAAGAAGGCAAAAUAUCUUCAGUUGUCUUGAUGACUUGGCAAAGGUACUGUAUUUCCAGGGCUCUCUCAUUGACCUAAAAUAGAAGUUUAUAUGGCAGCCUGCCCUAACCCAUGUUAUAUUCUCUAAGAUAUUCUGGAUAUCCUGAAGAAAAAUACUUUAAAACAGCCUGGUUGAUCAUGCACAGAGGAGAUGGUGGAGCAAUCUCUUUGUGCUUAACGUUGGGUUUGAAGAGCAACAGCAUGAGGACACAAAAAUAUAUGUGCAUGGUUCAUAUGUACUUACAUUUUGUUGUAAUUUAAUAUAAUUACUGUUUCCCUCUUUUGUAGCUGUUUGAUUCCAAAAUCUUAUAAAAAAUUAAAACCCCUAUCUUAUUUUUCAAACCCCUAUGUUGUCUUCAGAUAUCUAUUUUGUAACUCGAGUCUGAAGAUCGGUCAAUAACCACAAACAGUUUUUCCAAUGGCAUGGCGGCUAUUUACCAGGAAGCCAACCAAACACUAUAGAAAUUAGGAGGUAGAGAGUACUGUACUUACUGCCAUUAAUGGUGGCUCUGUGAUACAAAAAAAAAGUUAAAUUUUUUUGUGAUUACAUGUUUUUAUGCUAACAAACCUCACUAACAUAUCUCACACAAUUUUUCUCUCUCUUCAGACAUAUGCACUGUCAGAGGCAGAUAUCUGUUGCACAAUGGUGGAGAUGAAUGAUGCAUGGCAAUGUCUUGAUCUCAUUAAAGAGAUGCUUGCUAUAGAACCAGAGAAGAGGAUUACUCCCAUAGACCUUCUCAGCCAUCCCUUCAUCACCAUGGCUCAUCUCACACACUUCUCACAAAGUUCAUAG